AUGGAACCUGAACCAAAACCCCAGGUCCGAAAACGCGACCCAGCCUUCCCCUCCCCGGGUGCAGUCUCCAUCGUGAGCCACGAACAACCGGCAGGCGUCCCGCACAGUGACUUCUCCGUCGGGGGUCUGCCCCUGCAGAUCGAACUUUCCUUUCCGGGGCAGUGGGAGAACUUGAAGGACAAGGAGUUUGACGUCAUCAACCUCUGGCGCCCCCUCCACGGCCCAAACUUCGACUGGCCCCUCACCCUCUUAGACUUUGCCUCAGUCGAACCAGACGACAUGAUUCUCAACGACGACCUGCACCGCGACCGGGCAAUGGAGAACACGCUCCUUCACUUCAACGAGAAGCACAGGUGGUAUUUUGUCAACGGGCAGACGGUGGACGACGUGCUCGUUUUCAGGAUCGUCGACUCAACGGGAAAGAGGGCGAGGGGCUUUCAUUGCGCUGCUAAUAACCCGAAUACGCCUCCUGGACAGAUGAGGACUAGUAUUGAGAUUAGGAUAGUGGCUGUUCGAUGA
Molecule: messenger RNA, 519 nt
Organism: Podospora pseudopauciseta
Lineage: Eukaryota; Fungi; Ascomycota; Sordariomycetes; Sordariales; Podosporaceae
Exons: 3
Coding region: 1-519 (172 amino acids)
Molecular function (GO): oxidoreductase activity
Source: RefSeq, a predicted model, not a curated record